Molecule: messenger RNA, 511 nt
Organism: Aphidius gifuensis
Lineage: Eukaryota; Metazoa; Arthropoda; Insecta; Hymenoptera; Braconidae
Product: COMM domain-containing protein 7-like
Exons: 2
Coding region: 267-491 (74 amino acids)
Biological process (GO): negative regulation of DNA-templated transcription; tumor necrosis factor-mediated signaling pathway
Molecular function (GO): NF-kappaB binding
Source: RefSeq, a predicted model, not a curated record
ACAAUAUAAAUUUGUGACAUGUUGCUCCGUUUUUUUAUUUACAUUUUUUAUUUUUAAAUACCCAUGAAGAGGGGUAUGCGAGGCAAGGGGAUUGUGUUUAAAGGCCACUGGCCUAUUUAAGCAUUUGUGUCACGCUGCUGUCACACAGUGUUUACUUAUUCAAAAAAAUAAAUAAACAAAUACUAAAUCACCUUGUAUAAAUAAUAAUUGUCAUAACAAAGAUAGAGUAUAGUGUUACAUAAGUAAAUUAUUAUCAAAUUAAAAUAAUGGAUGUACCAGCUAGUAAAAUAAUUGAUGUUUCUUGGAAAUUUGGAGUUACUGCUGCCAGUAGUGAAUCAGAUAAAGUUGGAAAAACUUUUCUUCAAUUGAGACUUAUUCUUGAUAACGAUGGUACACGAGAGGAUGUAUUUACUGAAAUGACACUAAGUCAAUUUUAUAAAUUUCUUCAUGAUUUAGAAAAAGCCAAAAAUAGUCUUGAUUUACUUGUAUGAAAAAUACUCCAUAAUUUAUU